This is a messenger RNA of Saccostrea cuccullata (small rock oyster), 693 nucleotides long. RefSeq lists its product as uncharacterized. The record is from RefSeq and is a predicted model, not a curated record. Lineage: Eukaryota; Metazoa; Mollusca; Bivalvia; Ostreida; Ostreidae. The transcript has a single exon. Bases 79 to 663 code for a protein of 194 amino acids.
AAGUAAGUGAUUUGUGGAUUUUUGAGUGUUUUUGUCCCAGGGAUAGACAGGCUCCGUCCAGCAAAACAGGGUUACGCAAUGGCGGCCGAACCCGAAGUAAACAUUCGAACUGUGUGCAUCUUAGGACAUUCUUAUAUCCGCCGUUUGAAAGAAUUUAUAGAUGCAAGUGAUCUUAGGACUAAUUUAAAUUUGGAUAUGGACUCCUUCAAAGUGGAUUUCAGAUCACGCGGUGGUUUCACAUUCAAACGUCUAGCCCACUGUGCAGAAUUUCUACGGUUUGACGCACCCCCCGAUAUUUGUUUUAUACAGAUGGGCAGUAAUGACUUGAGUCUAAACAAUCCUCGGAAAGUAUGUACGGACUUAAUUUCGUAUGCACAAUACUUGCGCGAUGGUGUUGGAAUAAAAACUGUAAUUGUUGGACAGUUAUUACGCCGUCAGCCAUGGGCUUCUCGUGUCAAGUUUAACGAGGAUGUGGUAAAAGUGAACAAUCUUUUGAAAGAGGAAAUAGGGAAAGUAGACGGUGUGUAUUUUUGGCCACACAGGGGAUUUUGGGCGGACCUGUCCUACCUGGGACGUGAUGGAGUUCAUAUUGAGGGUGACUCCAGGCAUAUGAAGAAAUAUAUGCAUAGUAUUAGAAUUGCAGUACUGCAACAUUCAAGAUGAGUAUGUUACUAUAAAUUUAAAAAAAAAAAA